AUGUUGCGUUCUUGGAAGCGAAAGAAAACCGCCACGGACUCAAUUGAGACAGCUCUGGAGGAAGAUGCUCCUGGUCUUUUGCAGGUGCUGAUUCAACAAGGGGUCUCAGUAGAUGAACUUAGGCUCUAUGGGGAUAAUGCAAGUGGCGGUGAUUCCUCAGAUGAUUCACUUCUCGAAGAGAGCUUCUCAGAGCUCGAAGAAGUCAUCUCGCAGCUUUUCUACAAACGAGAGACGGGUGUGAAACUUCUUAACCUAAGGUUCUCAAAAGCUUCAAGAACAAGCUAUUGCUUGACCUGUCUCUUCUCCCUCAUCGAACAGGCAAGGUAUUUGCAGUUCCGCAAAUGGCCUGUUGAGUGGGGCUGGUGCCGUGAUCUCCAAUCUUUCAUCUUCGUUUUCGAAAGACAUAACCGGAUAGUAAUGGAACGUCCUGAAUAUGGCUACGCAACAUACUUCUUCGAGCUCAGCAGCACGGCGUCUAUCGGAUGGCAGAUCAGACGGUUAGUCUUGGCCAUGAAACUCGCGAGCUGUGGGCGUUAUCAACUGAUUGAAAACAAACCAUUACUGGUAGGGGAAGAUAUGACGGAAGGUGAAGCGGAAGUGCUGAUGAAGUACGGUUGGAUUGCGAACACGGGCUUAGGGACGAUGCUAAACUACCGUGAUAGAGUCUUCCACGAUAGGAAGACUCAGAAGGAGACAUCGGAAUGGAGAUCCAAGAUUUCUAAGCUUCUUGUUGAUGGCUAUAACAGUGGAACCAUUGUCUCUACUUUCAUUGAUCAUCAUGAUGACAUUGAUGAUGAUGCUGGACUUGACACCGGAGAUGUUAAGCUUGAGCCUUAUUGA
Molecule: messenger RNA, 840 nt
Organism: Microthlaspi erraticum
Lineage: Eukaryota; Viridiplantae; Streptophyta; Magnoliopsida; Brassicales; Brassicaceae
Source: the annotation of a GenBank genome assembly